AUCGUGUCUUAGUGCUGCUCCGUGAUCAUGGGUGUAAGUGUCACGGGUUCGCUGCUUGGCUGUGCCGUCUUCACCAUCGCUGCCGUACGUGUGUUCACAGCUCACGUCUUUACGUCGUCCUGCGUCGGUAUUUUAUGGAGAGUAGUGGCAGGUCAUAUCGGGGUAACCAGCCUCGUUCUUGCCUACGUUACGUGGGACCUCAGCCGUACCUGGCCUAUCUCUACGGCCCUCUCUCUCGGCGACAUCGCCAAGUUUUACUUGGUCAGUAAAUUUCAAUGGUUCAUCACGAAAGGGAACUGGAAACGGAUGCAAUACACCGUCAGACACAUGCGGGAAACCCAGGAACGGUUUCUCAUGGCUAAGCUCAAUGAGAAUGCUGACACAGAGUACGGUAGGCGAUACAAGUUCGACCAGAUCAAAAGCAGAGAGGACUACGUGCGACUACUACCCCUGACCACCUAUGAAGACUACAAGGAUUACAUUGACCGAUAGCCGAUGGGCAAGAGAAUGUUCUAAAUGAAGGGACGGCCGCUAUACCUGACUCUGACAUCGGGCACGACAGCGCGUCUAAAUACAUACCGUCGCCUCUUCGGCAGCCUCCAAGUACUCUACUGUAAGUUCCUUCUCGUGGCGGGCAAGGCGGUGCGCGACCUGCUGUGCAAGACCCCGUCGCUUCAACGACACGUCGUCUUCUCCUACAAGACGACUUACACCUACUCACCCGCCGGCAUCCCCAUUAGUCAAGUUACGGACGUUCCGCUAAAGACCAAUUACCAAGAGUGGGCACGGGUGACCCUUACGACUCCUCCAUGCGCUCGAGACAUAUCCACGGACCAGGAGAUAAUCUACAUUCACCUUCUCUUCGCACUCCGUGAUCGCUAUCUAUACUCAAUCGACGCCGUGUUCGCCAGCACGGUCUACUACGCAUUCGUCUUGCUCGAGCAGCGCUGGAUGGAGCUGGUAGAGGACAUACGCCUCGGCAAGGUCAACCCGACCUUGAACAUCGAGAAGCAUGUGAGGCACGCAUUAAACGAGGAGCUGGAGCCGAUGCCAGAGCGCGCCACGGAGUUGGCCAACGAAUUCUACAAGGGCUUCGAUGCCAUCGUCUUGCGCAUCUGGCCGCACUGUCACGUGAUCAACGCAGCAACGGCCGGCUCGCUGGCCAUGUUCACGCGCUCGCUACGGAGCAAGUACUGCCGCUACAUUCCCGUAUUCUCUCCUGUGUUUGCCUCGACCGAAGUAUGCCUGGGCGUGAAUCUGUGGCCUCUGGAUGAAGUGCCGAACUUCUGUCUGACGCCGUCCUGCAGCUUUCACGAGUUCAUACCAGAGGCGAACGCCGACGAGGAUCAACCGAAAACACUGUUCUCUGACCAAGUAAAGGUCGGGCAGACGUACGAGGUAGUCGCCACCAGUCUGAACCCUCUCUACCGCUACAGGACGGGAGAUCUGGUUACCAUACGCAGAUUUUACGAGCAGGCACCCGUGUUUGAGUAUCGCACGAGGAAAGGGGCUCUAUUCAACAUUCGAGGUGAGAAAGUUACCGACGUAAUUCUGACCACUGCCAUUAAAAAUUGCUCGAAAAAACAUUGGAAUGACAAGAUGAUCAUCGAUUUCGUCUGCUGUGAUAGCCACCUAGUGGACAAUCUGGGAGGAGCUGAGUAUGCAACUACCGGAACGCUGCCCUGUUAUUACGUAUUCCUGAAUUCGCUGAUGGAAUGAUCCUCACUGACCAGGAAACCGCAAGUUUAACGACGAACUGAUGGCUGUAUGUCCCAUGUACUGUGACAAACAAGAGAAAGGUAGUAUGGCGCCAGCUAUCGUCAACGUCGUCACGGCCGGCACAUUCGAGUUGCUUCUCAAAAUGCGAAAAGCGGACAGACCGGGUGUCAGUCUAAGCCAAAUCAAGCUGCCGCGCCUCAUUCCCGAUGCGAGCGUUCUUCAGUUUCUUCUGCGUCGCCUAGCAACAAGCGACUGCAAUAACAACACCAAGACGAGCCGAUGUCGUUAACCAUACCCACUGAGGAGUAACGUUACGGCGGAAUAUUUGGCCCAAGGAUAGAGAACAUGGGUCCCAAUAAAACCAAUGUGCCUAAACCUAACCCUAAUCCUAACCCUAA
Priapulus caudatus is the source of this 2117-nucleotide messenger RNA. RefSeq names its product indole-3-acetic acid-amido synthetase GH3.6-like. The record is from RefSeq and is a predicted model, not a curated record. Lineage: Eukaryota; Metazoa; Priapulida; Priapulimorpha; Priapulimorphida; Priapulidae. Gene Ontology annotation, cellular component: cytoplasm. Gene Ontology annotation, molecular function: acid-amino acid ligase activity. The transcript has 13 exons. The coding region runs from base 517 to 1719 and encodes 400 amino acids.